Molecule: messenger RNA, 7154 nt
Organism: Xenopus tropicalis (tropical clawed frog)
Lineage: Eukaryota; Metazoa; Chordata; Amphibia; Anura; Pipidae
Exons: 48
Coding region: 188-6748 (2186 amino acids)
Source: RefSeq, a predicted model, not a curated record
GAUACUAUGGCGACCUGCAAGCACUCCCACAUUCAAGAGCAGGCACCAUUCUAAUUAAUGGCAGCUCCGGAGAACAGUGAUUUGGCUGUGUAACUCGCAUUUUCACUCAGCAUUUAAUAAGUGCAAGCUAUACCUUACUAAGGACGUGCAUAUUUUCUUGGGACAUAUUAGACUCAGAAUUGUAAUAAUGAGUGAAGCAUACAAAAUGUCAUCCACUGAAAAGAUCCAGCUACUGGAAAGAGCAUUAGCAUCAGAUCUGGCCGAGCUAAAGACAGAAAUAGAAGAAAAUGGAGUGCUGCAAGGUGCAUCUAAUCAAAUCUACAGCUCUGUUCCAAAACCCAGGGAUGUUUUUUACUUCAGAAGUGAAAGAGAGAUGAUUCUGAAGAAAGGGCUAAAGGUGGCUGGUGGAAAAUCUAUUGAUAUCCAGGCUGAUGUUAUGCAGAAAGAGAUGGAAACCUGCCUGAGGAGGGAAUACACUCUGGAGAAUUUGCCACUUCUACUGCAUCAGUUUUAUACUGACAGGAUUGAGCACUUAGUGAGAUGUAAAUACUUGCACUUGAUGAGAUGGAAGAGAUUUUGUCAGCACACUAGUGCCAUGGAACAGUGUUAUCCUGUUUACCAGAAGCAGGUUGGUUUUAUUAUGCAAGAAUACAAUGAUGCACUGCAGAGAGCACAGAGGUUGUCUGUUGCCAGAGACAAUUUAAUAGCAGGACAGAAGAAUUCUGUACAUUUAGUGACACUUGAGGACUUGGUAAUUUAUCUACAAUGGUUCAUUUGCCAUCUCCAUUCAGUGAAGUACAUACACAACUAUAUCAGGAUGCUCCAGUACUUGCCAGUCACUGACAAAGAGUCAUUUAUUGAGACCCAAUCAGAGAAGGUGAAGUCUCAGUAUGACAUUAUGUGGGGAUCUGUCUCGUCUGGUCUACAGGAGGCUUUAGAACAAGCUGGACUGCACACCAGUGAGAAGGACAUGUCACUGCCACGACACCAGACCGAAAGAGAAGAAAUAAAAUCUCUGCUUCACCACUUGUUGCCUUGCUUUAAUAUUCAGUAUGAUACAGAUCGACUCACCAGCACAAUCAGUGAAAUGGAGCUUCUCUCAUUGGUAUCUUCCAAGUUCCGAACUAUGUUCAGCAAACAGCAAACCAUGAGAACCUUUCCUGUAUAUGAUUCAGGAACAGAAACAACAGAAGGAUGGGGAUUUAAAGGCCCUAGUAUGGCAUUAAAGAAGAAAGCCAGCUGGAUUCCAUAUAUCAGGUUUAUGCCAAAACUAGAUCCUUGGCAGCAAAAAUGUCUGACAAAAUUCAAACAGAACAAAAAAGUGGAUGAACUUUUACGGCUGCAGUCACAGUUUAUAGAGAUUUCAAGAGCAGAGAAAGCAAUGGAGAUAUUACAAACACAUGCAGAAAAUAUACUUAUGCCCACCCCUGUGCAGCCAGUGUCAGCCAAAAGCAGCAUGGACAUCUGGAUAAAGAUAUACAGCCUCCCAGAUUUCCCACAGAAUGUAACCCUAAGUGAUGGAUUGUUGCCAGCUCAAAUUAGUGAGACAAACCGUGAACUUGGCCUCAGCAAACGUCCACAGUCAUCUAGACAGAAGAAAGAGACUGAGUACAGCUAUCAAAGUACCCUCCAGCUAUUAGGAUUGGAAGAGGCGGAAGACAGCAAUAAAGAUCCUGUAAUGAUUAAAGGAGCUUACCUUUCUCUACUCUACCUGCGUCACCUAAGAAUCAGGGAGUUGCAGCGUGUCUGCCUUGGAUUCCUAAAUUAUUUCCGAUCUAUCCAAAGAACGAUGACUUUUGAUACGUGUGGUCUCACUGGCAAACCAAAUAGCUUGUCUUCCAACACAGGAGAGGAUCAAUGCUGGAUAAAUGCGGCUCAGGGAGGAUCUGGUGUACCUAAUGGACUUGGUUCUCAUCUUUACAUGCAUUACACACCAGCAGAUUUCAAGGUCCAAAGUUCUAAUUUCAUGGAGUUUUCUGAAGUUGAGAAUCAGAACGACUUUUAUACAACGGAAGAUGGAAUCAUUCACACCCAGGAUCAGAGAGGGGCAUUUAUUAUGUAUGAUGUUGCUUUGGAAGAUCUACAGGAACUGCAAGAACAAUUGCUUCUUAUGGCUACCUGCUUAAUUGAGCAAGAGAAAGGAAUCAAGUCAAAUAUGAUGGAAGAAAAUGAGCUGGAUAUUUCAUCUUGGGCACAAAUAACUGUGGACCGUUUUGCAAUACUGCUAGACCUAUGGACGUGGGAGACUGCUUUUCUAGAAAACAAACAACAGCUUAUUGAUAGUUACUUUGAAGCCUACCAGCAUACCUUUGACAAAGAAGAAAGAUUUGCUUUGGUACAAGUAAUCACUGAUAUCAUGUUCCGGCGUCCUCGGUUUGACAUUGGUUCCAAGUAUUUUCUGAAGGCUUACAGUGACGAGUGCCAAUGCUUGAGGCUUCAUCUGCAGCUUGUGAGGAACAUAUUAAACAGCCAGAUAGACAGUCAAAGAGAAUUCAUUCAGAAGGUUUGGAGAAAUGGACAGGAAGGAAGUGUCUCUGAGUUUGGACUUCCACUUAAUAUUAAAACAACACCUCUUGUCUCUCUUAACAACAGUAGUUCCGCACUGAAGAAUAUUUAUCUGUUGGAGUUUCAUCCUUCACUGGGACUGGCAAAUCUUAUUUCAAAAGCUGUGGACCAUGUCUGUCAUGAGUUUCAAUAUAUAGCCCAAGCAAAGACUGCACAUGAGGCCUCCAGUGUAGAGAAACAUGUCCUACAGUUGGCAUUGGAUAAAUGGGUAGCCCUGAGAGACCCUAAGUUAUCAUUCGAUGCAAAUAUUCAGAAAGAUUUAUUUGCAGAGGUUUUGAUUGAGGACCCUCUCGUGGUUAAAGACAUCUGUCUGUCUGCCUUGGACUUAGCCGAUGAAGAUAAAAAGCAUGGAAGAAGCAAACAGAAUUUUAUUCUGGAAACGUUUGCCAAGGUUCUUGAACUUGUUACAAUUCGACAUCGAUUAAUUGAGACUUCAGCAGAAACAGUGCAACUCUCUAGGGCAUAUACCAUGUUUGCAGAAGAGAUGGGAUUCAGUGAGUCUCACUUGUACCUGAGACCAGUACACUUUGAGUUUGCCUCUCAUAAAGAUACAGUGGAACAGCCCCCCCCAACUUUCAUCACAGCAAUUCUGGAAGAUGACAGCUGCGUAGAUAAAUAUUCUCCAUCUGCCAAUCUCCUUGCUAUCCAUGAUGUGGAUGAUAACCAACUUGGAAAGUUUUCUUUUUGGACAAGGGAAGGAAUAUUACAGCUCCUCAAAAAAUCUGGUAUAGAGAAUAUGCAAGUGGUUCUCGCCUGUCAGCUCAGCCAGAGAAAUGCUCUGUUAGCAGCAGUUCAACUCGGGUCUGUUUGCUACGUGGCUCCGGUUUCACUGACGAAUAUUGACUCCAAGGAUAGCUGUUCCUUGGUGCAAAGAAGAAAAAACUCUGAGGUUGAAAAAAAUUCAUGGGCAUUAGUAGAUAGAAAGAUGUCUCUAAUGGCUCUACCUCAACAAAUGACAAAUGGCCUUCCUUUGCAGUCCUUCAGAAACAAGAAAAGGCUUCCAGAGGCGUUUGUGUCAAUCCAGUUAGAAAAAGUGGGUCCCAGGGAUGCCAUGCUGAACAUGUUUCUACAGAAAAAGCAAGCUAUGGGCACUGCAAUGAAAAAUCCAGAAGAAGUUGAAAAAGUUAAAAGAGAUCUUGUGACUAAUUACUGUCAAAGGCUAAACAAUCGAACAUGCAACCACGCCCUUCGAGGACAGAUCAUUGCUUAUUGCAACAGUUUAAAAAACCUGCUUGAAGAAGUGCCGGUCAUCAAGAAAUCAUAUUUCAUUAUAGGUCAUCCUCAAAACAAAAAAUCAGGCUUAAAGGAAGCGCCACAGGCAGACCCCAGAACAUUUAAGGAACGACCAUAUAGCUUGUUGACAGAAGAUGGACAAACUUUCCUUAAUUUAUGGUACAUCCCCUCACCAGCAGAGGUGCUAGUCAUGUUUAAAGCGUUACCAGAAAAGGCGGCAUUCCGAGCACUCUACCAAACUCUGUACAUUAUUGCUGCUGUGCAUGACAUAGUAUCCUAUAUAUUUAGCUUUGCCCAGCUUGGAAAUUUAUGCAGCAAUUACAGGCACUCAAAGCAUAAGGCACUGGCUGCAGAUUGGGGUGGAACAGAAGGCAUUGGAGCAGAGUUGCUAGAGAUACAGAAAUCAAUAGACAGCCUCAGCAAUCCCCAAGAUCCCAAAGAAGUUGCCUCGUUACUGCUUCUCAGACGGGAAGUAAUAUUUCUUCAGUUUGAGGCAGCAGUUCGCUACUUGAUUCGGGAAGCUUUCUUAUCUACUGGUAAUGUCUGUGCCUUCAAUGUAACCACAGACAAUAUGUACCAUGGCCUACAAGCCCUGAGUAAUGCUGUGCGUGCAAGUGCCUUUUCCUCUUUGCUGCCUUUGCCAGAGCCUCUCGAUCCUCACAGCCACAGAGCAUUUAUGCUUUAUCCAUGGAGGACAUUUUUAGCCAAUGGUGGCUUAUUUCCAUUGGCAAUAAGCAAUCUACAUACUCUGGGAUACCACAUGCAGUUGUGUCUGUGUGAAAUGACUGACCAAGAGCGCAGUGUAGCACAUGGGGAGCUGGUUGGUGUGAAGCUUUUAAUGGAGGAUAUUCUUCAGAGUGACAACACUUUGAUUUCCUUCACCAUUGAGGGCAAUCAGGAAUCCAAGCAGACAUCACUUGACAUGUUUAGUGCAAUCCAAGGAUCUCAGGAGCCAGUCCAGAGCACAUGUCACCAGCCGAUCCUUGUCCCUCAUGAUCCAAUUGGCGUAUUUCAGCUGCUAAAAUCCUUCUUAAUUCUGUGGAAGCAGCUGGAAAUGUUUAAAGAAAGAUGGGGGAAGCUAAAACUUCAGGUGGAGAAGAUAAACACAGUACCUCUCUAUAAACAAUUUAGUGAGCUUUAUAGAGAUGACAUUUUUUAUCCCACCAUGAAAGCUAUCGCUAGACAAAUGGGAAAAGAGGAAGAGUUUGAAGGAAUCACUUUAAGGACACAGGUUGUGCUUCCUCCAAAAGGAGCUUCUGAAGCUAAAAUCAGGAUUUGUCAGCUACACAAAAUAUUGGAAGACAUUGAGAUUCACAUGAUUCAUGAAGUAAAGAAGAAAACUGCCAAAGAGUUGACCUUGGUAAAAACAGAGAGGUCGAGAGAAGCAAGCCUUCCUACAGAGCUGUGGAAGCAAAAUGUCAUGAAGGAACAUUAUUCACCUGUAAGACCACAAAUCGUAGAAAAAUUUGUUCAGAAUCUAAUGAGCGAAGUCGAGGAACGAACAUCGCAAGUAACCUUUAGGAAAGACCAUUUAGAAGACUGCCUUAAGUCUCUUGCCUGUGAUGUAAUGGCAAGAGAAAGAAGUAACUUUGAGACCUACUCUAUGUUUUAUGAAAACCUUCUUCAUCAAGAGCAUCAGUUACUUUACCAAAAGGAGCAAGAAAUUGCAGCCAUAGAUGCAAACCAGAGGGAGAAUGAAGAAAAGUUUGGUAAGACAGCGGAAAUGAGCCAUGAGCUGUUGUUGGAAGUCACAGCGCUCAGAGCCAAACUCUCAGAUCUAGAAGAAGAAUCUCUUUCCUCCAGAGAAACCAUUAGGAAAGAAAUACAAGAAGAACAUGAGGCUUUAGUAAGGUCUUUAUUUGCGCAGUGUGUAUAUCUCAAGUCAAAACUAGAGGAAUAUUACAUUAACAUGAAGCAGCACGUAAGUGAACUUAUCAGUGGAGUCAGAAAAGAAGGAGUGGAUGAUAUAAUCUUGCUGAAGAAAAAAUAUGGUUUUACAAAGGAUUACAGUUCACUAGCCAACAGUUUGUCAAAGCAAAACAUGCUACAGUCUCUUAGAGAGGAAAACAGCAGCCUGAAUGCACUGUUCUGUAAGAUGAAAGCAUUGCACCACUGGAAAACAACAAGCAAGGAAGGACAGCUACGCAGGAGCAUUAGCAAUGCUGAAAAGGAGGCGGCUCAGAACAAAAAGGAAGGCUUGAAAUUAAAAUUGAGUGUGGCCCAAGAGGUGACCUUGUUACGCCAGCAAUUGAUGGUUGCAAGGACGAGUUUGACAAGGACGCAGGCUGAGAACAGCCAUCUGAACCAACAGUUGUGUAAGCAGAAAGAACUGCUGAGUGGGCUGGAGCACAGGUACUCUCAAGAGAUGAGAAACAGGCAGCAGGCCGAAAGGGAGAAGUCAGCCAGUGUGGACAAGCUGCUGGGAGAUAUACAGGACAGGGAAUCCAGGCUGCGUACUGUGACAGAAGAAGCUGAAAGAUCCUCCAGAAUGGGUCAAAUGGAGCAAAAUAAAAUAAAAAGGGAAGUAAAGCAGAUGAGAUCUCAGCUGAUACAGGAGCGCAGCUUAAAACUAGAUGCCUUUCACAGAGUCGACGAGCUACAGACUCAGGUCUACGAUUUGGAAAUGUUUUCUAUAAGGAAUUCAUCCACAGGUAUGAGGAAGACUUCAGCCUCUCUCUUAUCCCCCAGUGGGAGGAGCCAUUCUGCAGUCUCUUCCUCCUGGUCCUCACAAUCCACUCCUUUUGGCCAAGGUCCCAUAGGAGACUUGCAGUGUUAUGUGCCACCUGAUACCACAGCAAGUAGCCGAUUGGAAAUGAGAAUGCAGAGGCCUAAAACGGUACCAAGCAGGUGCAGAAACACAACAGCUGGGACAGGGCUUCCCACUGUGGCAGACAGCACUUCUCAGGCAAUCCUCACACAACUGCUUGACUUAAAGUUGAAUUACAAGUGACCCUUAUCCAGCCUGCAUGCAUUCUACUGCUAUGUGUCCCAUGAUACCAGACUAUUAUGGCACAGACAGUGCCUUUACUCACAUGAUCUUGAAACGUUUCUUCCCUUAAUUUGCAGGACUUUAACCGUAAAAUAAGAUUUACAUUAUACUGCAGCUAUGUUUUAUAAAGAAUUAAUGUGUCCUUGUGUGAACUAUAUGGCUAGUGUCACACUGGGCAGUUUCUCAUUGAAUUCCGCUUUGUGUGGCUGCCCUCAGGCUAACGCAGUGGCUCCAAGUGCAGCUACAACUAUAAGAUUUUUCAAGCAUAAACGUGGAUUCUUGGCCUACAUUUAUCUACAGGCUGAGAAUCCACCCAGUGAGGCAUAUAUACAUGCAGAGACAUAAAGGCGAUCUUCUAUUUUUUUGA